AUGUCAAAAUUUCUAAGGGGUAUAUCUAGUAUUAGCAGCGCUUCUUUGAAAGCUAGGGCGUCCAACUUUGGAGUUUUUCAUGGAGUUUGUUCUGCUAGGAACUUACACCAAUCCAGAUUAUGUUUGAAUGUAAGUAAAAUACCAGAGACAUACGAGGAAGAAAAAGAAAUUAUUGAUGAUAUCAACAGUAAAUUACCAGAGAAGGAUAUUUUGAGCUCUACCAGAUUAAGAAAUAUCGGGGUCUCAGCUCACAUCGAUUCAGGUAAGACGACUUUCACCGAACGUGUUUUAUUUUAUACCGGGAGAAUUAAGGCUAUUCACGAAGUGAGAGGCCGUGAUGCUGUAGGUGCUACAAUGGAUCAUAUGGAUUUGGAGAGAGAAAAAGGUAUUACUAUUCAAUCUGCUGCAACCUUCUGUUCGUGGGAUAAAGAUAAUAAGGACUAUCAUUUUAAUUUGAUUGAUACUCCAGGUCACAUCGAUUUUACUAUUGAAGUCGAAAGAGCUUUGAGAGUUUUGGAUGGGGCUGUUUUAGUUGUAUGUGCUGUUGCUGGUGUCCAAUCACAAACGGUCACAGUUGAUCGUCAAAUGCGUCGUUAUAAUAUUCCUAGAGUUACUUUCAUUAAUAAGAUGGAUCGUAUGGGUUCCGAUCCAUUCAGAGCUAUCGAACAAGUUAACUUGAAAUUAAAAACCCCUGCUGCUGCAAUUCAAGUUCCAAUUGGAGCUGAAUCUGAAUUGAAGGGUGUUGUUAAUAUUAUUGAUCGUGUUGCCUUAUACAAUGAAGGUAGUCAAGGUGAAGAAAUUAGAGCUGACACAAACAUCCCAGAAGAUUUAAAAGACUUAGUUGAGGAAAAGAGAGCUCUUUUGAUUGAAACUUUAGCUGAUGUCGAUGAAGAAAUAGCUGACGUUUAUUUAGAAGGUGAGGAACCAUCUGUCGAACAGAUUAAGGCUGCCAUUAGAAGAGCCACUAUUGCCAGAAGAUUUACUCCAGUAUUAAUGGGUUCAGCCUUGGCCAAUAAGGGUGUUCAAAAUGUUUUAGAUGCUGUUGUCGAUUACUUACCUCAACCAAACGAAAUUUUAAACACUGGUUUGGAUGUCAGUACUGAGGAAGAAAAGAGAGUGAAUUUGAUUCCUUCGAGUGCUGCUCCAUUCGUUGGUUUAGCUUUUAAAUUAGAAGAAGGCAAAUACGGUCAAUUAACUUAUAUUAGAGUUUACCAAGGUAAGUUAAAGAAAGGUAGUUACAUGAAUCAUCUUAAAUCUGGUAAGAAAGUUAAGGUAUCUCGUUUAGUGAGAAUGCACUCGAAUGAUAUGGAAGAUGUUGACGAAGUUGGUGCCGGUGAGAUCUGUGCCACCUUUGGAAUUGAUUGUGCCUCUGGUGAUACAUUUAUUGGACAGAAUUCUGAACAACAAAUUGCUAUGAGUUCUAUGUUCGUUCCAGAAGCAGUUAUUUCAUUAUCUAUUGCACCAAAAGCCAAAGACAAUGGUAGUUUCUCCAAAGCUAUGAAUAGAUUUCAAAAGGAAGAUCCUACAUUUCGUGUUAAGUAUGAUGCUGAAUCUAAGGAAACCAUCAUUUCAGGUAUGGGUGAAUUACAUUUAGAGAUUUAUGUUGAAAGAAUGAAGCGUGAAUAUGGUAUCGAUUGUAUUACUGGUAAGCCACAAGUUGCUUAUCGUGAAGCCAUUACUGCUCCAACGUCUUUUGAUUACACCCAUAAGAAACAAAGUGGUGGUUCUGGUCAAUACGCUAGAGUUGUCGGUGAAAUGAAACCAUUGGACGGCGAGAAUAAGUUCUCUCAACAUAUUGUCGGUGGUAAGAUUCCAGAGAAGUUCUUGUUUGCAUGUUCUAAGGGAUUUGACGACUCUUUAGAAAAGGGACCAUUAAUUGGCCAUCGUGUUUUAGGUGCUCACAUGCAUAUUAAUGAUGGUCAGACUCACGUUGUUGAUUCUUCAGAAUUGUCGUUUAGAACUGCCACUCAUGGUGCCUUUAAGCAAGCAUUCUUGAACGCACAACCAGUUAUUUUAGAACCAAUUAUGUCUGUUGAAAUUAGUGCUCCAAACGAAUUCCAAGGUACUGUUGUUGGUUUGGUCAACAAGAUCGGAGGUAUGAUUAUGGAAACUGUCAACGGUCAAGACGAAUUCACUGUUACAGCCGAGUGUUCGUUAAACUCGAUGUUUGGUUUUUCGACCUCGUUAAGAGCUUGUACCCAGGGUAAGGGAGAAUUCACCUUGGAAUUCAACAAGUAUGCCCAAUGUGCUCCUCACUUGCAAAAGCAAUUGAUUGCAGAACACGAAAAGAAAUUGCAAACUAAGAAAUAA
Debaryomyces hansenii CBS767 is the source of this 2310-nucleotide messenger RNA. RefSeq lists its product as uncharacterized. The record is from RefSeq and is a predicted model, not a curated record. The coding region runs from base 1 to 2310 and encodes 769 amino acids. The transcript has a single exon. Gene Ontology annotation, biological process: mitochondrial translational elongation. Lineage: Eukaryota; Fungi; Ascomycota; Pichiomycetes; Serinales; Debaryomycetaceae. Gene Ontology annotation, molecular function: GTPase activity; translation elongation factor activity; GTP binding. Gene Ontology annotation, cellular component: mitochondrion.